AUGAGUGCCUCGAAGGCGCAGUCUCAAAAGAUCUUUGAGAAGAUCAAGCUGAAGCCCGCAAACAAGGUAUGCUUCGACUGCGGCAGUAAGAACCCGACAUGGUCCUCAGUUCCAUUCGGUAUUUACUUGUGCCUUGAUUGCUCGGCACACCACCGUAACCUCGGUGUGCACAUCUCCUUUGUCCGAUCAACAAACCUCGACCAAUGGCAAUGGGAACAGCUGCGGGUGAUGAAGGUUGGCGGUAAUGAGUCCGCAACCAAGUAUUUCCAAUCACACGGUGGUUCCGCUGCGCUGGCGAGUAAGGACACCAAGGUCAAGUACACUUGCAAUGCGGCAGUCAAGUACAAGGAGGAACUCAAGAGGCGCGCCGCGCUGGAUGCGCAACAAUACCCCGACGAAGUCGUAAUUACAGAUCUCCCGGCUGGCACUCCCUCAGAUGGAUCAAGCACCCCUGCUGGCGACGCCGACGACGACUUCUUUUCCUCCUGGGACAAACCCUCGAUCAAGCGUCCGAGCAAUCCCCCAUCGCGCACUAGCACGCCCCCCGUUGUCAGUCGCACCGGCUCUCCUUUCCUCAACGCCGGAACCGGUGCCAAUGGAUCUCGCUCGAAAUCUCCCCUGUCUGCUUCUGAAGAGAAGAGCGCCUCUCCCGCGCCAACUGCUAUUCGACCAACCAGUGUGACUCGGAAGACUUCUACAGCUACAUCUGCGAAGAAGGGCAGCCUUCUUGGUGCUAAGAAGACACCCAAGCUCGGGGCUAAGAAACUCGGUGCCGCAGAUAUCAUUGAUUUCGACGAAGCGGAGCGCAAGGCCAAGGAAGAGGCCGAGCGCAUUGAAAAGCUUGGCUAUGACCCUGAGGCCGAGCAGGCGGAAGCUGAUGCCAAGAAGGCGGCGACUGCUGCCGCUGCCACCCCGAUUGCCUCUCCCAUCCCAGUCAGCCCUGCUGGCAAGUCUCAUGAGCGUAACACAAGUGAUGUUGAGCGGCUAGGCAUGGGCAUGAACAGACUCGGCUUCGGCCAGGUUUCGAAGCCCCCUGCCCCCAAGAAGCCCGGCUUUGGUUCCAUUGGUCCUGCCAAGCCCAACCCUGCUGAUGAAGCGGAACUUGCCCAGACCAGGACCCGUUUUGGCACUCAAAAGGGUAUAUCAUCUGAUGAGUUCUUCGGGCGGGAUCGAUUCGAUCCUGCCGCUCAGUCGGAGGCUAAGGAACGUCUCCGCCAAUUUGAUAGCGCCACCUCCAUCUCCAGCAACUCCUACUUCGGCCGGCCCGAAGACGAGAUCAGUUCGCUUGACGACGGUUACGGUGAUAUGGAGGUUGCUGCUAAGGACUUCAUCCGCCGAUUUGGUAUCACUGCUGGAGACGAUCUGGAGAACUUGUCGCAGCUUGUAGGCGAAGGUGCUACUAAGCUACAAGGUGCUAUCCGUAACUACCUGAACAACUAG
Messenger RNA from Penicillium bovifimosum, 1440 nucleotides. Its product is annotated as ADP-ribosylation factor GTPase-activating protein. Gene Ontology annotation, biological process: COPI coating of Golgi vesicle. The record is from RefSeq and is a predicted model, not a curated record. Gene Ontology annotation, molecular function: GTPase activator activity. Bases 1 to 1440 code for a protein of 479 amino acids. The transcript has 6 exons. Lineage: Eukaryota; Fungi; Ascomycota; Eurotiomycetes; Eurotiales; Aspergillaceae.